Molecule: messenger RNA, 978 nt
Organism: Colletotrichum karsti
Lineage: Eukaryota; Fungi; Ascomycota; Sordariomycetes; Glomerellales; Glomerellaceae
Exons: 2
Coding region: 1-978 (325 amino acids)
Source: RefSeq, a predicted model, not a curated record
AUGCUUUCCGCUGCCUCUCUUCUGCUUGCCGGUGCUGGCAUCGCCAACGCGUACACCAUUGCCGUGGCAGAGCCUUUCAUGCGCAAGAACAUCGAUCCUGUCGUCAUUCCCGGCCAGUACAAGAGCCACAUGCACACUUUCUUCGGUUCUGAUGCCGUCACUCUCAACACGAACUCUUCCAAGGAGCUUCAGGCCGGUUGCUCCACUGCCGAGAACCCCAACGACUAUUCAUCUUACUGGGUCCCAACUCUCUAUGUUAAGGAUGACGCGGGCAUGACUCCGGUUCCUUUCUCCCGAUUCUCCGCUUACUACGUUUCCAUCGAAAACGCCGAGGUCGCUAUUCCCCAGAACUACAAGACUGUCGCUGGAAACGCCGCCGGCAAGUCGCAGGCUGAUGUCGAGGAGCUUGCUGGUAUCCAGUGGUUUUGCGAGGGCGACGAGGGCGAGAGCAAGGAUGCCGCCGCCUGGCCAACCAAGACCUGCUCUACGCACCUCCAGACCCUGCUGCUCUUCCACGACUGCGUCAACGAGGACACACUGGAGUCGGCCUACUCUGGCACCCAGAACUGGAAGGAUGGUUUCAAGCCCGCCAACAGAUGCCCCUCCGGCAUGAAGCGCAUGCCCCAGCUGCGUUUUUCCAUCCGCUACGACCUCCGCAAGGUCCUCCCCGACGGCUGGAAUGGAGCCCCGCCCUUCGAGCUCGCGUGCGGCAACUCCUUCUGCUCCCACGGCGACUUCAUCAACGGAUGGCUUCCCGAGGCCGCGACCAACAUGCUCAAGGCCAACAGCAAGCGCGACUUCGCCGGUGUUGACGGACCUGAUGGAAAGUACAACGCUGGAUCCAAGUGCGGCGCGAGCAACGCGAAGGACGCCGACCCUAACAACGGAACGAGCGACUACGAUGAGAGCGUCAAGAUGAUGAACGCUAAGCGCAGCAUCGGACAGCGUUCCCAGUCUCGCAGCAGGUCUUCUGUCUAA